This is a messenger RNA of Peromyscus leucopus (white-footed mouse), 1146 nucleotides long. It is a transcript of the gene Aimp1, whose product is annotated as aminoacyl tRNA synthetase complex interacting multifunctional protein 1. Lineage: Eukaryota; Metazoa; Chordata; Mammalia; Rodentia; Cricetidae. Gene Ontology annotation, molecular function: tRNA binding. The record is from RefSeq and is a predicted model, not a curated record. The coding region runs from base 105 to 1070 and encodes 321 amino acids. The transcript has 7 exons.
UCAGGGACAGCCAUGGGCCCUUCUUCCCCCCUGCCGCGGGCCCGGGGUGGCUGUCUCUUCCCGUACCCGGCUGAGGCUGCCCGAGAGCUGUGGUUCACUGCUUCAUGAUUUUCUGCCGAUUCUGGACAAAGAUGGCAACCAAUGAUGCUGUUCUGAAGAGGUUAGAGCAGAAGGGUGCAGAGGCAGACCAGAUCAUUGACUACCUCAAGCAGCAGGUUGCUCUUCUCAAGGAGAAAGCAGUUUUGCAGGCAACUCUGAGAGAAGAAAAGAAACUUCGAGUUGAAAAUGCUAAACUGAAGAAAGAAAUAGAAGAACUGAAGCAAGAGCUGAUUCAGGCAGAAAUCCAAAAUGGAGUGAAGCAAAUUCCAGUCCCAUCUGAUACUCCCGUGCAAGCUAACUCUGCAGUUUCUGAAAAUGCGAAGCUCUCUCCAUCGGUGUCGACCACCUCUUCAAGUAUAAAAGAGCAGAUUAAAGGAGGGGGAGGAGAAGAAAAGAAAGUAAAAGAGAAAACUGAAAAGAAAGGGGAGAAAAAAGAGAAGAAGCAGCAGUCAGCAGCAGCAAGUGCUGACUCUAAGCCAGUAGAUGUUUCACGUCUGGAUCUUCGCAUUGGUUGUAUUAUUACUGCCAAAAAGCAUCCCGAUGCCGAUUCAUUGUAUGUAGAAGAAGUAGAUGUGGGAGAAGCAGCCCCAAGGACAGUCGUCAGUGGACUGGUGAACCAUGUUCCUCUAGAACAGAUGCAAAAUCGAAUGGUGAUUUUACUUUGUAAUCUGAAGCCUGCAAAAAUGCGAGGAGUGCUGUCUCAAGCAAUGGUGAUGUGUGCUAGUUCACCAGAGAAAGUGGAAAUUCUGGCCCCUCCCAGUGGGUCUGUUCCUGGAGACAGAGUUACUUUUGAUGCUUUCCCUGGAGAGCCUGACAAGGAGCUGAACCCUAAGAAGAAGAUCUGGGAGCAGAUCCAGCCUGACCUGCACACUAAUGCUGAGUGUGUGGCCACAUACAAAGGGGUUCCCUUUGAGGUGAAGGGGAAGGGAAUUUGCAGGGCCCAAACCAUGGCCAAUAGCGGAAUUAAAUAAGUGCUCUGUUCCUGAAAGACAUUGGUGACACCUUAAUAACAAUAAAGAGGAGUAUAUUUGUCAUUUACCCAUAAAA